ACGUGACAUCGACGUCACGGCGCUUUCUCAGUCACCCUGCCCCGCCGUCGCUCCGCUCGUCGAGGCCGGAGGAUUUUGUGUUAUCCGCUGUGUGUUUUUUCUCGGGUGAACAUGGCCGCGGGUCCCCUCUCUGUGUCCUCCAAUGCGUCCACGAACAACGAUGGCAUCCUCAUCGGUGACAAAGUCUACUCGGAGGUGUACCUGACCAUCGACAACUCUCUGAUCCCGGAGGAGAGUCUCUCCCCGACGCCCUCGAUGCUGGACGGCCUCGACCUGAACACCGAGACCGACCUCCGUAUCCUGGGCUGUGAACUCAUCCAGUCUGCUGGCAUCCUGCUCAGACUACCACAGGUGGCAAUGGCAACCGGACAGGUUCUGUUUCAUCGUUUUUUCUACUCCAAGUCCUUCGUCAAACACAGUUUUGAGAUUGUUGCUAUGGCUUGUAUCAACUUGGCCUCCAAGAUUGAGGAAGCACCCAGGCGAAUACGAGACGUCAUCAAUGUUUUCCACCAUUUGAGACAGAGCAGAGGCAAAAAGGCUCCAAGUUCUUUGAUACUUGAUCAGAACUACAUAAAUACCAAAAACCAAGUCAUCAAAGGGGAGCGGCGGAUCCUGAAGGAGCUGGGCUUCUGUGUGCAUGUCAAGCAUCCUCACAAGAUUAUCGUCAUGUACCUUCAAGUCCUGGACUGUGAGAAGAACCAGACUCUGGUCCAGACCGCCUGGAACUACAUGAACGACACCCUGAGGACUAAUGUGUUUGUGAGAUUCCAAGCCGAGACCAUCGCCUGUGCCUGCAUCUUCCUCGCUGCUCGAGCCCUGCAGAUACCUCUGCCAACCAGACCCAGCUGGUACCUGCUGUUUGGAGCCAGUGAGGACGAUGUUAAAGAAGUCUGUCUCACCACCCUCAGACUCUACACCAGGAAGAAGCCUAACCUGGACCAGCUGGAGAAGGAGGUGGACCGGAGGAAGGUGUAUCUGGCCGAGGCUAAGCUGAAGCUUAAAGGUCUGAACCCUGACGGGACCCCCGCCCUGUCCACGAUGGGCGGCUUCUCUCCCGCCUCCAAGCCCUGCUCCCCCGCAGUGAAGCUGGAGGAGAAGUCCCCGAACGCCCAGACGCUCAAAACAGUGAAGAAGGACCCCGACGGCCGGAGUCAGGCCAACAAGAGUCCACACAACGGCUUAAGGAAAGAUGUGAAGAUCGGGAGGAACAGCAGGAGCGGAAGUCGAUCUCGUUCAAGAACACGAUCCAGAUCUAGAUCCCGCUCUCCACGCAGACACUACAACAGCAGACGCAGUCGCUCAGGUACCUACAGCUCUCGCUCACGUUCCCGCUCUCACAGUCGCAGUCCAUCGCCUCGGCGACACCCGCCCUCUCCCCUCCUCCCCCACCUCAAGUCCAAGUCCGGCCACCAUGGCAACAGCGACUCCUCCAAGCCUAGCGGUCGCCACAGCAACAGUGGUGGCGGCGGCGGCGGCAGCGGGGGGUCGGCUCACAAGAAGAAGCGCACGCAUUCCCGCUCGAGAUCCCGCUCGCCCGCCGCCAAAGUGGAGCGGGAGAGAGAAAGGGAGAGGGAGCGCGAGAGAGAGAGGGAGCGCGGCUCGUUCGACCUUUCCUCGAAGAAACACAAACACGAGCGGGGAGGAGGCGGUCACCGUGGCGACAGGAGGGAGAGGUCCCGGUCGUACGACAGGGAGAGAGAGAGGGAGCGCGGCCACAAGAGCAAACACCACAGCAGCAGCAGCAGCCACUCAGGACACAGCCGCCAUCGGCGCUGACAACACACACACUCACACUCACACACACACGGGCUAGCUCUAGGACUGAUGGUCACUUAAAUAUUUGCAGUUAUACUCAAAGUGAAUCAGAUCCGGCGUGCUCCCUGAAGAAUGUUGAAUACAGUUGAUUGUCUCAAAUAUCAGUGUGACUCCUGCAGACGUUGUGCAAGUUGUUCCAAAGGUUGUGUCUAUGGACGUGAACCAAUCAGGAGUUCUUUAGCAUUGGUCAUCAAGAACUUGCACACACUGCAGCGGUCAAAGCCAAAUGCAGUUGAGAGAACAUGUCUAGUGUGGUUUUAUUUGAGUAUAUCACCAGCUUAAUGCCAUCAUGUUGGUCGUCUGGGUUUCUCAUACGCAUCCUGAAAAUUACCGUAAAAUGUAAACUACAUGAUUUACAGAAAAUCUUGAUUUAUUUUUGGCCUUAGCAUUUAAGAUUCAGUUUCAUGUAAAUGUUAUCAUUACAUUGUAAAGUCGGAGUUAUCUAAAUUCAAAUGAACACAGAUUCUGCAUGUACAAAUGUCUGACUGUUCAUUUGUCGUCUACACAGCCGCACACCUGUAGCUGAUAUUUAGCAGAAGGGUGUGUGUGCUAUUGAGUGUGUGUGUGUGAGAGAGAGGAACCCACCCGGCGUUAAGUCGACUGUUUCAAGCCUUGUAUUCACCGCGCAGUGACAUCAGUCCCAGACCUGUCGCUGUCGUCCACUCCACAUUUUAGGCUUUUCUUAAUUUUCCCCAUCAUACACACCACUACCAUCUCUAGCCUACCCUUACGUUCUUAGUUUUACAUGUAAAGUUAUGGACUUUGGGGUUAACGAAACUUAUUUACAGUGUAAAGAAGGAUCGAUAUCUGCUGACGAAAUGUGAACGCUUUGAUUUAUAAAAGCGAGCUGCUCAGUGGAACCAUUGAAUGAACAAAUGUAAAAAAUAAAGCCGCUCAUUCAGGAAAGAUCAAUAUGUUUGCACAUUAAGGGGCUGGUGGGUGAGUGGUUGUUUUUUUUCUUUUUUGGACAGAUGUGUUACUAAAGCUGUGUUUUGUAAAGUUAAAAUAAAUCUCUUUUCUUUUUUUUUUACAGCAGGGGAUGCAGACUUAAUUCAAAUUUUAGGGUUGUCAAUUUGUUACACUGGUUUUAGUCUGCACGUGUUCAUGUCCAAUUUUUAUUCAAUAAUAAAUGAGGUAUGCCACUGAA
Messenger RNA from Gymnodraco acuticeps, 2962 nucleotides. RefSeq names its product cyclin L1a (gene ccnl1a). Lineage: Eukaryota; Metazoa; Chordata; Actinopteri; Perciformes; Bathydraconidae. Gene Ontology annotation, cellular component: nucleus. The transcript has 10 exons. Gene Ontology annotation, molecular function: cyclin-dependent protein serine/threonine kinase regulator activity. Bases 112 to 1776 code for a protein of 554 amino acids. Gene Ontology annotation, biological process: regulation of transcription by RNA polymerase II. The record is from RefSeq and is a predicted model, not a curated record.